AACUGCAAUAUAUGUACUGUUUGUACGGCAUGUAGGGUUUUCGAUGUAAUUGUCGAAAUAUGUACGCAGUUUCAAUUUCCAUUCUAUCAGAAGAUUCAGAACGAGCAGCAGCCAAAAAUCUUAAACCGAACAGGAGGGGUUUUCAUACACAAUCUUGAAAGCUCUGGUGAGCAUAGUAAUCGUAUUCUGCCCCCGCCAUGCCUACGAUCAGCGUUGGAAGGGAUCGACUCUUCGAAGCACUCGGUCAAACCUACUCCCAAGAAGAAUUCGAGGACUUGUGUUUCAAAUUCGGAAUCGAGCUUGACGAUGUUACGACAGAAAAGGCGAUUAUUAGGAAAGAGAAGCACUUGGAAGAAGACUCAACUGAAGAUGAAGAAGUCAUCUACAAAAUUGAAGUGGCAGCUAAUAGAUACGACUUGCUUUGCCUUGAAGGACUUGCCCAAGCCUUGCGCAUAUUCGUCGGGAUCGAUCCAAUUCCUAAGUAUACAUUGCGAAGUAUUAGGAGCGAAUCCAUGCUUAAAAUGCAUGUAAAACCUGAGACAUCUUUGAUCCGGCCCUAUGUUGUUUGUGCUGUUUUAAGAGGUAUAACUUUUGAUGAAGCAAGAUAUAACAGCUUCAUUGAUCUUCAAGAUAGGCUCCAUCAGAACAUAUGCAGGCGAAGAACCUUGGUUGCAAUUGGAACUCAUGACUUGGACACGAUAGAUGGUCCUUUCACAUAUGAGGCGUUGCCACCAUCAGACAUAAACUUUGUGCCACUGAAGCAGGUGAAAAAUUUCAGGGCUGAUGAGCUGAUGGAGUUUUACAAAUCAGAUUUGAAGCUGAAGAAGUUUUUGCACAUAAUUGAGAAUUCGUCUGUAUAUCCUGUUUUAUGUGAUUGCAACAGAACUGUUCUGUCAUUGCCCCCGAUUAUCAAUGGUGCUCAUUCUGCCAUCACUUUGAAGACAAAGAAUGUUUUCAUUGAGUGCACAGCCACUGAUUUGACGAAGGCCAACGUGGUGUUAAAUACAAUGGUAACCAUGUUUUCAACGUACUGCGAAAGAAAGUUCGAGGUUGAACCGGUUGAAGUAAUUUAUUCUGAUGGCAGAUCAUAUGUUUACCCUGAUAUAUCUCUUUACCAUAUGGAAGUCCCUCUUUCUUACAUCACUGAUAUAGUUGGAGUUCCCUUGGAAGAAAAUGAGGUUGCUAGUUUGUUGAAUAAAAUGCAAUUGCAUGCUGUGAAGUCCUUGUCGGAAGAUAAAAAGUGCACUUUCACUGUAUCUGUCCCUCCUACCAGAAGUGAUAUUCUUCAUCCAUGUGAUGUAGCAGAGGAUGUUGCUAUUGCUUAUGGCUACAAUGAAAUCCCGAAGAGAAUACCUGCAUCUUUGAAUCCUUUGCCCCUGAACCAAUUCAGUGAUCUCAUCAGAUCAGAGAUUGCAAUGUGUGGGUUUACAGAGGUUUUGACAUGGGUACUGUGCUCAUAUAAAGAAGAUUUUGCAAUGCUGAAUCGAAGAGAUGACAAAUCAACAGCAGUGAUAAUCGGAAAUCCCCGCUCUUCUGAUUUUGAGGUUGUACGGACAAGUCUGAUGCCUGGUAUGUUGAAAACUAUUGGGCACAAUAAAGACCAUCCAAAGCCUAUAAAGAUAUUUGAAGUGGGUGAUAUCGUGCUGCUGGAUGAGAUGAAAGAUGUUGGUGCGGCAAAUCGUCGCCAACUUGCAGCUUUAUAUUGUGGUGCUACCUCAGGAUUCGAGCUUAUUCAUGGUUUGGUCGACAGAGUUAUGGAAGCAAUUGGGUGUCAAUUUGUACAAUCUGGGGAUAAUGCAGGCUAUUAUUUGGAACGUGCAGAUGAGCCAGAGUUUCUUCCUGGUAGACAAGCUAGCAUCAUUUACAAAGGGAAGCGCAUAGGCGCUUUUGGCAUUGUGCAUCCAGAGGUAUUAAACAACUUUGACAUUCCUGAUGCAUGCUCAUUUGUGGAACUUAACAUCGAGAGUUUCGUACAGAGUCAAGUCUCAUAGUGUCAGAUGUAUCGAUUUUUGAAGCUGCUUCGCCUGAAGUUGCUUUGUUAAAAGAAUUUAUAGCCGUUCAGCUGUCUGAUUAAUAGUUUCCUUGGCUUCCAUGCUCAGCAAAUACUUGGGAACCUAUAUUUGGGUAUACCCUGGAUCAGAAUCUCAUUGGAAAGUUUGCUCACAUUUAGAAUGAUUGAUUCUUGAUCUUCCAUUUGUCUCUAGUAAUUUAAUAGUUUUGAUCGUGACAGAAGUUAUGGUGGAACCUUUCCUAAGAAAAGGGCUUUCAUUUAAUAGUUUUGAUCAUGACGGGAGUUAUUGUGGAACCUUUCCUAAGAAAAGGACUUUCUUAGUAUUUGCAUACUCAGCUGUUCAUACUAGAUUUAUCUAUGGCUAUGCUCUUUUAUUA
Molecule: messenger RNA, 2388 nt
Organism: Rhododendron vialii
Lineage: Eukaryota; Viridiplantae; Streptophyta; Magnoliopsida; Ericales; Ericaceae
Product: phenylalanine--tRNA ligase beta subunit, cytoplasmic-like
Exons: 21
Coding region: 198-1991 (597 amino acids)
Biological process (GO): phenylalanyl-tRNA aminoacylation
Cellular component (GO): cytoplasm; phenylalanine-tRNA ligase complex
Molecular function (GO): phenylalanine-tRNA ligase activity; RNA binding; magnesium ion binding
Source: RefSeq, a predicted model, not a curated record